Molecule: messenger RNA, 855 nt
Organism: Striga asiatica
Lineage: Eukaryota; Viridiplantae; Streptophyta; Magnoliopsida; Lamiales; Orobanchaceae
Source: the annotation of a GenBank genome assembly
AUGCGACGAUUUUCGAUGAAAAUGAGCGACCGCGAGGCACAUGUGACAUGUGCCACGGGGUUUCGCGGUGGAUCCCAAAAACAAGAACAAGGACGACAAGCUCCGGUUUCUGUUCACGUACUUUGUCAAGGAUCUCAGAUAAACAUCAUUCCUGUUUCCCCCAACUGGAAACGUCCUUUUACGGAUAUUUUAUUUGGCUUGGGGUUUGAUCCCGCCAAGCCUCUGGGCUAUAAGAUUCUCAAGAUUCUCAUAGACUAUCGUGAUUUCGUAGCUUCUCCAAAGUUCAGAGCCGAACUGUACUCACUCGAAACCGGUUCUUGGAGGAAAAUCAAGUAUCCUUACCAGCAAGAGGGCAUCCCGACUAGCGGACUACCAGGUGUUCUCAUAGGCGGGUCUUAUUAUUGGGCAGUAAGUGCCAGCCCUAAUUCCAUCAUCUCAUUCGACUUUGCCAGUGAAAAGUUUUCCCGUCGCCUAAUUCCUUUUCCGGGGAAGAUUAGAUUUAGCAGAGAUUCUGAACAUCUUCUUGUUGAGAUUGAUGGCUCGCUUGCUAUUCUUCUUUUGACGGAUGACUUUGGUUAUGAUCAAGUGCCUUACUCCACUCUCGAAAUUUGGGUGUGGAAUGAUGAGUCUUGGUAUCUAAAGUCCAAAUUCAAGUUCCCUGUUGCCGUUAAUUAUGUUGUGGGCCUCUUUGAGAAUAAUAAAAUGUUUGUCCGGGACAUCACAGGCAAGGUGCUGCUUUUCGAUGUUGCAGAGCCUGGAUCGGUGGACAUCACAGGCAUCUGUACUACUGAUCCUAAGGUAAUUUCGAUGAUGCCGUAUGUUGAGAGUUGUGUUCCACUCAAUGCAUCAGAAUAA